Messenger RNA from Nicotiana tabacum (common tobacco), 3694 nucleotides. RefSeq names its product pentatricopeptide repeat-containing protein At1g08070, chloroplastic-like. NCBI's taxonomy places the organism in Eukaryota, Viridiplantae, Streptophyta, Magnoliopsida, Solanales, Solanaceae. Gene Ontology annotation, molecular function: protein binding; RNA binding. Gene Ontology annotation, biological process: RNA modification. The record is from RefSeq and is a predicted model, not a curated record.
CCCAAAAUCCACAAAAGGUAGUUACGAGGAAGUGUUUGGUACGAAUAGAGUUAUUGCUUUAGGAAAAUGUAAGUAAAAAAUUAUUUUUUACUUUCCGAUCAGCCAAUAGGAAUUGAAUCUUACGAGUUUGAGUUUCUAAAUUUUUUAAGUUAUUAAAUUUUAAACUAAUAAUUUAUUUAUAUUCCAUAAAUUUACAAAACAAAUGAACAAAAGCUACUAUGUUCAUUCACGCAGGUAAACGAAGGGCUAGCUUUAACUAACACUUAAAUUAUAUUAUUAAUCUUUGGGAUACAAAGUUUUUAUCAAAAUAUUUCUUAUUUACUAUUAUUAUUAUUUUUUAAUCUUAGGGAUCAAAAAUGCUAUUAUCUCUAAAAAGUAAGGAAAGAAAUUAGGAAAAAGAAACCAAAGGGCUGAGUUUCAAUUACAGGAAAUCCUCCUAGUUUGCCAUUGCUUUGAGCUCUCUGCUGCAAAGAAUUUUCAAUUUUAGCCUUCCCAUCACCCAUCAAAGUAUUUUUUUCUUCCAAAAUAGCUAAAAUUGCGAUAAACAUAUCCUUAAAGACUCCUCAUAGACUCCUUGAAGAAAAGUUCAUUACUUUCUUAAAAUCAUGUAAAACUAUAAAGCAAGUCAAACAAAUUCAAACACAAAUUAUAACCCAAUGUAUUGGCUAUACUCAAUACAUUAUUCCUCCUCUUUUGUCUAAAUGUAUGGAAUUAAGACAAAUUUUCUAUGCCCACCAUAUGUUCGAUCAAAUUCCUGAGCUAGAUGCUUCUCCUUUUAACAUAAUAUUCAAAGGGUAUCUCCAGAAUGAUAUGUACAGAGAAGUAGUAGUGUUGUUUCGGAGAAUGCUGGACGAAGAUGUUAGGCCGAAUUGUUUUACUUUUCCUAUGGUUUUGAAGUCUUGUGUAAAGUUGUUAGCUUUGGUAGAAGGUGAAGAAGUGCAUGCUGUUGUGCUAAAGGUUGGAUUUUUGAGUAAUAGUUUUGUGGGUACUACGUUGAUCGAUAUGUAUUCGAGUGUGGGAAGAGUGAAAUGCGCUUAUAGGGUGUUUAAUGAGAUGGUUUUACGGAAUGUGUUUACAUGGACUUCUAUGAUCAAUGGAUAUGUUGCGAAUGGCGAUUUGGCGUCCGCAAGAAUGCUUUUUGACUUGGCGCCUGAGAGAGAUGUUGUAUUAUGGAAUAGGAUGGUUACAGGAUACAUUGAAUGUGGGGAUAUGGUAGAGGCUAGAAAGCUUUUCGAUGUGAUGCCAAAUAAGGAUUUAAUGUCCUGGAAUACUUUGUUGAAUGGAUAUGCUAAUAGUGGGGAUGUUGAGGGGUGUGAGAAGCUUUUCGAAGUGAUGCAAGAAAGAAAUAUUUUUUCCUGGAAUGGUUUGAUUGGAGGUUAUGCUCACAAUGGACGUUUUAGUGAGGUUAUUGAUGCCUUUAAGAGGAUGCUAAAUGAGUCUGAUGUGCAGCCUAAUGAUGCCACUCUUGUGAAUGUGUUGUCUGCUUGCACGAGAUUAGGUGCUCUUGAUUUGGGUAAGUGGGUGCAUGUAUAUGCCGAGAGCAAUGGCUAUAAGCACAAUGUGUAUGUUGCCAAUGGGUUGAUUGAUAUGUAUGCAAAAUGUGGGGUGGUUAGUAAUGCAAUUGAUGUGUUUAGGAGCAUGGAUAAAAGAGAUUUGAUUUCCUGGAACACGAUCAUUAAUGGCUUAGCAGUGCAUGGUUGUGGUAGUGAUGCCUUGAGUUUGUUUGCAGAGAUGAAGAAUUCUGGAGUAAAACCAGAUGGAAUUACUUUUAUUGGUGUCUUAUGUGCGUGUUCUCACAUGGGUUUAGUUGCAGAUGGUUUUGCCUAUUUUAACUCGAUGAUGAAUGAGUAUUCCAUCGUGCCUCAAAUUGAGCAUUAUGGUUGCAUGGUUGAUCUGUUGGGACGAGCUGGUCUUUUGGAGCAGGCGGUGAAUUUUGUGGAGAAGAUGCCUGUACGAGCCGAUGCUGUCAUUUGGACUGCAUUACUUGGUGCAUGUAGAAUAUACAAGAACAUUGACUUUGCGAGACUAGCUCUUCAGAAACUUAUUGAGCUUGAUCCGAAAAACCCUGCAAAUUAUGUUAUGCUUGCAAAUAUCUGUGGUGAUGCUCGGAGGUGGAAAGAUGUGGCAGAGCUGAAAGUGGCAAUGAGGGACACUGGGUCCCGGAAGGUACCAGGAUGCAGCUUGAUUGAGGUUGAAGAUGAAGUGGCCGAGUUCUAUUGCUUUGAUGAGAGGCAUUCCAAGUCAAAAGAGAUAUAUGGAGCCUUGAGAGGAUUGAUGAAGGCAUUAAGAUCAUCUGGAUAUGUUCCGGACUUCAUGGAGGUUGGUCAAGAAAGUCCAGGAUUUAUAAUGGAUUAGAAGUUCUUGGUUUCUUGAAGAUAUCGCGAUUUCUUUGAUCAAAAUCUCUUUAAAAUGUUUCAUCUGUAUCACUGCAGUCCAAAUCUCUUCCACUUCAGCCUUCAGAUGUUGGAAAAUGAGGUGUAAGUUUGUCUCAUCUUCUCGGUCGAGUGCAUCGAUAGUUUCAAAAUACACUAGUUUUUCUUUGAUAUUCAUUGGUCUAUAAGACGUUGAACACUUGAGUUGCUACAUGGCGCACCAGUCACAUUACUUCAAUGUAAGCGUAAUGUAGAUAGUUACACUAGUUCAAAAUCUAACUUCUGGAAGCUUACUUUUUGUAAAGAACUGGGACUGUCCGAUUCUCACUUAUGCUUUGAGGAGGGAAGGAACAAGCUUGUCCAAUUCUCACUUAGACUUUGAGGAGAUGGAACAACGAAACGUACAUUCAAGCAUAUAUGUUGUCAGUCGUUGGAAUCACAGAUAACAUACAGGCUGUUGGUUUUGGCCGUAAAUUCGUUCUUGUUUUGCAUCUUAACUUCCUCCUGAGCAGAUCAUCCAUAUUCUUAUCAUUUGAUAAACUGGCAUUUCACUUAAAAGUCGAUUCGACAGGCAUGUUUCAAACACAGGGCAGUUAGAUCAUUACGGUUAACCUGAUAAGGACUGGAUUGUUGUCAUGCAUCAGAAUUAAGAGUAAGAAUGCAUCUUACUGUGACCUUUAUACAUGUAUCCUUUGAAUUACUUGAAAUUGUUGAAUAUUCUGUUCAACUGCUGCUUUGUCAUUAUAGUGUGAACACACAUUAUACAUGGUGGAGAAUAUUUCUUCUAAGUUUGUGAAGUGUAUAUCUGUCCUCAAAUCAUUUAUUAUUGUGAGGGAUGAAAGUUCAUUCUCUCGAGUACAGAACACUUACUGCUGUCUCAUAAUGUGCCAUCGGACAACUUUUCGAUAGCCUUUAGCAAAAAGGACUGAAAUCUCAAGCGUGUCUUCUAAGUUGAGCUCCUAAUACAACAACAAUAACAACAAAACCAGUGUAAUCCCACAAGUAGGGUCUGGGAAAGGUAGUGUGUAAGCAGAUUUACUGCUACUUUGUGAAGGUAGAGAAACUGUUUUCGAUAGACCAUCAGCUCAGUAAAACCUAGCCUAUGUUGAGCGGACUCUCCAAAAUGCCGCCGCACCCGUGUCGGAUCUUCCAAAAAUACACUAAUUUUGAAGGAUCAGAGACAAACCCGGCAACAGUUUAGGAGCGUCCGAGCAACAUAGAAGCUAGCUUACAUUCUAAAUCAAAGCAGUUUGUUAAUCUAUUUUGAGCUUGAAUUCUUGGGGGAUUUGCAUCUAUACCCAGAUUUUGGGUCACAUUUUAAC